Messenger RNA from Xiphias gladius (swordfish), 1199 nucleotides. It is a transcript of the gene commd1, whose product is annotated as copper metabolism (Murr1) domain containing 1. Gene Ontology annotation, cellular component: endosome. Gene Ontology annotation, biological process: negative regulation of sodium ion transmembrane transport; regulation of proteasomal ubiquitin-dependent protein catabolic process; positive regulation of protein ubiquitination. The record is from RefSeq and is a predicted model, not a curated record. The transcript is spliced from 3 exons. Lineage: Eukaryota; Metazoa; Chordata; Actinopteri; Istiophoriformes; Xiphiidae. Bases 43 to 615 code for a protein of 190 amino acids.
UGACACGUGAUCCAAGCCGCUUCGUCAUGUGACCAAGGAAACAUGGCGGAUGCAGAAGCGACGAAGUCCCUGAGCGGUCUGUUGAAUGGAAUCGCUCAAAAAGUCUAUUAUAACAACGGCGAAAUCACGGAGGAGCUGCUGAAGAGCGAACUGUACCCCGAGCUGCCGCAGGACGAGUUCAAGGCCCUGCACGAGAAAAUGAAAGGCCUCCUGAAGUCUAUCGCCACGGCAGACAUGGACCAUGCCCAGCUGGAGGCCUUCCUCACAGCUCAGACCAGGAAGCAGGGCAGCGGUGGGGUGAACGCCGAACAGGCUGCUGCCCUCUCUCGCUUCUGGAAGAGCCAGCGAGUCCGGGUGAGAGAGAGCUUGCUGGCUCAGAGCCGCUGGGAGCCCGGACUCAGGGGCCUCUCCUGGAGGGUGGACCUGCAGACCGCAGCCAGCCGUGGGGACGCAGCCCACAGCGGCCCCGUCGCCCUGAUGGAGCUGGAACUGGGCAGGGCCAGACAGGACUCAGAGUUUGUGUGUCUGGAGUUCGAUGAGGCCAAAGUCAACCAGAUGCUGAAGAAGAUGGCUGACAUCCAGGAGAGCAUCGACCGGAUCGUUCACCGCACCUAAAACCCCGUCCGAGAGUUUAUGCGAGGCAGCGGAGAAACACUGUGAUUUUGACUGACAAGUGUCCUCCGAGCUACUCCAGCCGUCUCCAACUGCAAACGGCUGCUUUCUCUUCGCCGUCCUGUUGGAUCUGGUUCAUCUCGUACGACAGCACCGUAAAGAAAAAGGGGCGUCGUUCAGACCCAGAUCUGCCAGGAUGGAUCCAACGUGGCUUUUGCACCUGCCUGUGGACUCAGAAAGGACACACAUGGUCAACGUACACAUGCAUUUCAAGACACGACGUAUUGUUCUUUCACGAGCUUCAUUUACACACGCUCACGUAUGACUCUGAAGGGUCUGAUUUGUCGAUGGACCAAAAGUUUUGUUUCGUUUCUUAACCUACAAUAAUUCAAAGCGCUGGAACAGUGUUUUAAACCUCCUCUGACAGGACGGAGGUCCCUCUCUUGAGCAUAGCUGCACAAAAAACGCAGAACAUUGAACAACAAUGAAAUUAAGCAAAACGGAACCAUAAGAUCUUUGAAAACUUUGCAGUGUAAUGUGAAAAUUAUGACGAGAAUGAUUUAACUUUUGUUGUGGAGGAGGGUUCA